AUGGGCGCGACCCGGCUCCUCGACGGCCUCGCUCUCGUCCUGUUGCUCCAAAUCGUUUCUCCCCGGCCUGAUGUAGACAGGAUGAUCCCGAAGCCGGAGGUUUGGAUCAGAGACGCACUGCGGACGCCACUAGAAACCCAGACCCUCAGAGAAGCACCCUGGACUGGCAAAGUCCUCCGCGGGCCCCUCAACAGCCCCCCAUCCAAAUCGCCCCGUAGCCCCGCCAGGAGCCGGCCCAAGCGGCACGGGCCCGAGGAGCAGGGGUGCCGCCUCCGGACCAUGCUGGUGCGCGUCAAGGACCUGGGUUUGGGCUACGGCUCCGAGGAGACCAUCCUCUUCAAGUACUGCAGCGGGAGCUGUCCCAAAGCCCGUGGCAACCACGACCUGACCCUCGCCUUGCUGGUGCAGAAGAGUGAGAUCCCGGCCUUGGGGGAGCCCUGCUGCCGGCCCUCACACUACGAGGACGUGGCCUUUCUGGACGAUGGCCACCAGUGGCAAGAGGUGGAACAGCUCUCGGCGUCUUCCUGCAGCUGCGUGGGCUGA
Molecule: messenger RNA, 543 nt
Organism: Euleptes europaea (tarantolino)
Lineage: Eukaryota; Metazoa; Chordata; Lepidosauria; Squamata; Sphaerodactylidae
Gene: PSPN
Product: persephin
Exons: 2
Coding region: 1-543 (180 amino acids)
Molecular function (GO): growth factor activity; receptor tyrosine kinase binding; glial cell-derived neurotrophic factor receptor binding
Source: RefSeq, a predicted model, not a curated record